CUUGCUCUGCCCUUUACGAACGCCGGUUUCUGCCCGCGUGGGUGGCCCUGUCCGCUACGUGUCAUUUGAGGAUAUUUUCACCAAUUCUUAUUGGUAACAAUGCAGUUCGGCGACUUGAAAACUACCGCUGCUCUCGAGAAACUCAAUGGCUACCUUGCCGACAAAAGCUACAUCGUAGGGUACAGCCCAUCGCAGGAGGACACCGCCGCGUUCGAGGCCAUGAAGGGCGCGCCGCCGGCCGGCCUGCCGCAUCUGCUGCGCUGGUACACCCAGAUCAGCUCUUACGGCAGUGAGCGCUCCAAGUUCCCGGGCAGCGCUUCCGGUGCCGCGCCGGCCGCUGCGGCCGACGACGACGACGACGACGUGGACCUGUUCGGCUCGGAUGAUGAGGAUGAGGCGGAGAAGGAGCGCAUCAAGGCGGAGCGCGUGUCCGCCUACAACGCCAAGAAGGCCAAGAAGACGGCCAUCAUCGCCAAGUCCUCUGUGCUGCUAGAUGUGAAGCCAUGGGAUGACGAAACCGACAUGAAAGCCAUGGAGGCGGAGGUCCGCAAGAUCAGCAUGGACGGCCUUGUCUGGGGAGCCGGCAAACUGGUUCCACUGGCCUUCGGCAUCAAGAAGCUCACCAUCAUGUGCACCGUUGAGGACGACAAGGUGUCAAUCGAGGAGCUCACCGAGAAGAUCGAGGAGAACGAAGAGUUCGUCCAGUCCGUCGAUAUCGCUGCCUUCAACAAGAUCUAACCAGUGACGGCUCGUCCCGAUGGCCGCUUUCCAAAAGUCAUCCGCUGUUUAUUGUUUUGAAAUAUAAACGCAUUUUACAGCGUG
Molecule: messenger RNA, 822 nt
Organism: Pollicipes pollicipes
Lineage: Eukaryota; Metazoa; Arthropoda; Thecostraca; Pollicipedomorpha; Pollicipedidae
Product: elongation factor 1-beta
Exons: 3
Coding region: 100-738 (212 amino acids)
Biological process (GO): translational elongation
Cellular component (GO): cytosol; eukaryotic translation elongation factor 1 complex
Molecular function (GO): guanyl-nucleotide exchange factor activity; translation elongation factor activity
Source: RefSeq, a predicted model, not a curated record